Botrytis deweyae is the source of this 6882-nucleotide messenger RNA. RefSeq lists its product as uncharacterized. Gene Ontology annotation, cellular component: nucleus. The record is from RefSeq and is a predicted model, not a curated record. Gene Ontology annotation, molecular function: ATP binding; nucleic acid binding; ATP hydrolysis activity. Lineage: Eukaryota; Fungi; Ascomycota; Leotiomycetes; Helotiales; Sclerotiniaceae. The transcript has 2 exons. The coding region runs from base 205 to 6882 and encodes 2225 amino acids.
CUAUUGUGGCGUCUGUUAAAUUUCUUUGCAUACCUUCUUUGAUUCAUCAGUAUAUUGGAGAUAACUUUCAUAAUCCAUGUUUUAGAGGGAAUACUUCAGAUGACUUGAAACCUUUCUUCCAGCCAUCUUCUUUCGAUUUCUUCUCAAUAUCCGCCAUAUAGGCUUCAGCCUUUCUCACACCGUAAAAUUGACGACUCAUAAACAAUGACGGACCAACAGCGCGAUGUGUCGCAGUACAAGUAUGCGGCGAUGUCCAAUCUGGUUCUCCAGGCGGACCGUCGGUUCGUUACUCGCCGUAAUGAUGAGGUGACAGGAGAUCCAGAAUCACUGGCGGGGCAAAUCAGUAUUCGGGAUAUGGGUUCGAGAAAUGCCCGAGAGGACGCGCCAAAACAGAAAAAGAAAGCUUCAGGCCUUCCAGAUGUUGAGAGAGGAGGUUACCGCGAGGGCGAAGAUGUCUUAGAACGAGAACAGCGCAAACGCAAGCGUGGAGAGCCAGCACAACUGCGAGGGACUGGAAUCCUAUCAGCUGCAGAUGCCUUGGUCGAGGGUAUUCGAUAUAGACCUAGGACUUCGGCAACGCGAGCAACUUACGACCUCAUCUUAACUACAGUCGCUAAUAAUCUUGGAGAUGUUCCUCACGAAGUUGUUCGAAGCGCCACCGACGCCGUGCUGGAAUACUUGAAGGAUGAUGAUAUGAAAGAUUUUGACAAGAAGAAGGAGAUCGAUGACCUGCUAGGCGCAAGCAUGAAUCCAAAACAGUUCAACGAGCUUGUAAACUUGGGAAAAAAGAUUACGGAUUAUGACGCGCAAGAUGAAGACGAAGAGAUGGCAGAUGGAGAUAACGGCGGCGAAAACGGCGCUGAAAUAGAUGAUCGCCAAGGAGUAGCUGUUGUAUUCGACGAUAAUUCCGACGAGGAGGGUGAUGAGGUGCUUAAUGAAAUUCGAGAAGAGUCGUCUGAAGAUGAGGAUGACGCUCAAGACCGCCCUGGUGACGAGGAAGUCGCUAAGGCUGGUGGCGCUGGAGUGGAUAGAGAUGAAGAAUCCCAGGAACUGCCCGAAGAGGAAGCAAUAAUUAUGGACUCUGGUUCAACACAGAACGCUGACUCAUCUAAAGACAAAAAAGACUUCAUACCCGCACGCGAAAUUGAUGCAUAUUGGCUGCAACGACAAAUUGGCUCAGUUUACACAGAUGCGCAUGUACAACAGCUCAAAACACAAGAAGUACUCCACACACUUUCUGGAGCUCCCGCGGAAGAAGGCGGGGAUGAGAAACCUCUCAGGGAAAUCGAAAACGACCUUGCUGAAUUGUUUGAUUAUGAGCAUCAUGAGCUCGUACACAAAUUGAUCGCCAAUCGGGAUAAGGUAGUCUGGCUCACUCGUUUAGCUAGGGCUGAGGAUGCUGAAGCUCGAGGUGUUGUAGAGCGUGAAAUUGCAUCCGAGGGACUACGAUGGAUCUUGGAUGAGCUUCGCGGAGGUGCGCCAGCAGACGGAUCGAAGAAACGGAAACUAGAAAUGAAAAUGGAUAUUGACGUUCCAGCUGAAUACAUUAAUGGCGGCACCAAGAACGAGCAAAAAGACAGAGAUGGUUUAGUUGGUGGGCUGCAACCGCGGAAGCUCAUUAAUCUUGAAAAUCUUGUCUUUGAUCAAGGCAAUCAUUUGAUGACAAACCCCAAGGUCAAGUUGCCAGAGGGAUCUACAAAGCGUACUUUCAAAGGAUAUGAAGAGAUUCAUGUACCGCCUCCCAAGAAGCGCAAUGAUCCUUCUGAUCGUGAUAUCCCAGUUACGGAGAUGCCUGAAUGGGCGCGAGUUCCAUUCUCGUCCACAGUCAAGCUCAACAAGAUCCAAUCUCAGUGCUUUCCGACAGCCUUCGAAGACGAUGGCAAUAUGCUUAUCUGCGCGCCCACUGGAAGUGGCAAGACCAAUGUUGGUAUGUUGACUAUAUUACGAGAAAUCGGCAAAAAUCGCAAUCCAGAGACCGGAGAAAUCAACCUCGACGCAUUCAAAAUUGUUUACAUUGCGCCGCUUAAAGCUUUGGUUCAGGAACAAGUAGGAAAUUUUGGUGCCAGACUAAAGCCAUAUGGCAUCCAGGUUUCUGAAUUGACUGGAGAUCGUCAGCUCACAAAACAACAAAUUGCCGAUACCCAAAUCAUUGUGACAACACCUGAAAAAUGGGAUGUCAUCACUCGAAAAGCUACUGAUUUGAGUUACACCAAUCUGGUGCGUCUCAUUAUUAUCGAUGAAAUCCAUCUUUUACAUGAUGACCGUGGACCUGUUCUGGAAAGUAUUGUGAGCCGGACAAUCAGAAAGAUGGAGCAGACUGGUGAUCCUGUUCGUCUGAUAGGUCUCUCCGCCACAUUGCCAAAUUACCGUGACGUCGCAAGCUUUCUACGCGUUGAUCCUCUCAAAGGCAUGUUCCAUUUUGAUGGAUCGUAUCGUCCUUGUCCACUUCGCCAGGAAUUCGUUGGAAUAACCGAAAAGAAGGCCAUCAAACAACUGAAGACUAUGAAUGACGUGACUUAUACCAAGGUUUUGGAGCAUGUAGGGACAAACCGAAACCAGAUGAUUAUUUUUGUGCACUCACGUAAGGAGACCGCCAAAACAGCUAGAUAUAUUCGAGACAAAGCCUUGGAAAUGGAGACAAUUGGACAAAUUUUGCGGAGUGAUGUGUCGGGAACUCGAGAGACUCUCGCUUCUGAGGCCGAAGAGGUCAGCGACCGAGAGCUCAAGGACUUGUUACCCUACGGCUUCGGAAUACAUCACGCUGGUAUGAACAGGCCAGAUCGAACAUCUGUUGAGGAACUUUUCCAUGAAGGUUUAAUUCAAGUACUUGUCUGUACUGCUACAUUGGCAUGGGGUGUUAAUUUACCAGCACAUACUGUCAUCAUCAAAGGUACUCAAGUCUACUCCCCGGAGAAAGGUAGUUGGGUGGAAUUGAGUCCACAAGAUGUACUCCAAAUGCUUGGGCGUGCUGGUCGUCCCCAAUAUGACACAUAUGGAGAGGGUAUCAUCAUCACCACCCAGAACGAGAUGCAGUAUUAUCUAUCACUUUUGAAUCAACAACUGCCAAUCGAGAGUCAGUUUGUGAGCAGAUUGGUAGACAAUCUAAACGCAGAGGUUGUUCUUGGUAAUGUCCGUAGUCGCGAUGAAGGUGUUGACUGGUUAGGAUACACUUAUCUAUUCGUGCGAAUGCUGCGGUCACCAGGGUUGUACAGCGUAGGAGCCGACUAUGAAGAUGACAGCGCCUUGGAGCAAAAACGAGUUGAUUUGAUCCAUUCUGCGGCUGUAGUGCUGGAGAAGUCUAACCUUAUCAAAUACGACAAGAAGACAGGUAAACUACAAGCGACUGAACUUGGUAGAAUUGCAUCUCAUUAUUAUAUCACACACAACUCCAUGUUGACUUAUAACCACCACCUCCAACCAUCGAUCACGCCAAUAGAACUUUUCCGCGUCUUUGCGUUGAGUGACGAAUUCAAGUACAUCCCAGUUCGUCAAGAAGAAAAGUUAGAACUAGCCAAACUUCUAGGGCGUGUACCAAUCCCUGUGAAAGAAAGUGUCGAGGAGCCUCAUGCCAAGAUAAAUGUACUUUUGCAGGCUUACGUUUCGAGAUUAAAAUUGGAUGGACUAGCAUUGAUGGCAGAUCUGGUUUACGUCACUCAGUCAGCUGGAAGAAUUUUGCGUGCUAUUUUCGAAAUCACUCUUAAGAAGGGGUGGUCCUCGGUAGCUAGGACAGCUUUGGAGCUUUGCAAAAUGGCAGAAAAGCGCAUGUGGCCAACCAUGUCACCACUCAGACAAUUUGCCGGAUGUCCUAGGGACAUCAUACAAAAAGCCGAGAGAAUUGACGUUUCAUGGGCCAACUACUUUGAUCUUGAUCCGCCACGCAUGGGCGAAUUAUUAGGUCUUCCGAAAGCAGGCCGAACUGUCUGCAAUCUUGUUGCAAAAUUUCCACGACUGGAAGUUCAGGCACAAGUGCAACCGAUGACGAGAUCAAUGCUGAGAGUAGAGUUGACCAUCACACCCAAGUUUGAGUGGGAUGACGAAAUCCAUGGUGCUGCGGAAAGUUUCUGGAUCAUUGCUGAAGACUGUGACGGCGAGGAUAUUCUUUUCCACGAUCAAUUUAUCCUUCGUAAAGAUUUCGCUCAAGCUGAAAUGAACGAGCAUCUUAUUGAAUUCACAGUCCCCAUCACAGAGCCCAUGCCACCACAUUAUUUCAUCACUGUCGUCUCGGACCGAUGGAUGAAUUGUGAAACCAAGCUUGCAGUCUCGUUCCAGAAGCUCAUCUUGCCCGAGAAAUUUCCACCUCAUACACCAUUAUUGGAUUUACAGCCUUUGCCUGUUGCAGCCCUAAAAGUCGAUGAAUUCAAAUCAUUGUACCCAGACUGGGAUCGCUUCAACAAGAUUCAGACACAAACAUUUAAAUCUCUUUUUGAUACUGAUGAUAAUGUAUUUGUUGGAGCCCCCACCGGAAGCGGCAAGACUGUUUGCGCAGAGUUUGCGUUGCUCCAUCACUGGAAAAAGGGUGACGCAGGACGUGCUGUCUACAUUGCGCCAUUCCAAGAACUUGUUGAUCUUCGGCUUCAAGAUUGGCAAAAGCGUUUUUCGACACUUCUGGGAGGCAAAGAAAUUGUGAAGCUCACAGGAGAGACCACUGCCGACCUCAAACUUCUAGAGAGAGGCGAUUUAAUCCUCGCAACGCCUUCUCAAUGGGAUGUUCUAUCGCGACAAUGGCAACGUCGAAAGAAUGUGCAGAAUGUUGAACUUUUCAUCGCAGAUGAACUGCACAUGCUUGGUGGACAGGCUGGUUUUGUUUAUGAGAUCAUUGUCUCUCGCAUGCAUUAUAUCCGAUCACAAACCGAGUUACCAUUGCGAAUCGUGGGGCUAAGUGUUUCGCUCGCCAAUGCUCGUGAUAUUGGAGAAUGGAUAGAUGCGAAAAAGCACAACAUCUACAACUUUAGUCCUCACGUUCGUUCAGUUCCUCUCGAGCUUCAUAUUCAGUCGUUCACUAUUCCCCAUUUCCCCUCUCUCAUGCUUGCCAUGGCAAAGCCAACCUACCUUGCCAUAAAUCAAAUGUCGCCAGACAAGCCUGCUCUUGUGUUUGUUCCUAGUAGAAAGCAAGCCCGUGCCACAACCCGUGAUUUACUCCUGGCAUGCCUAGCUAGCGACGAUGAAGAUCGUUUCCUGCACGCCGACGUGGAUGAGAUGAAGCCCUUAUUAGAACGAAUCCAAGAAGAAGCUCUCGCAGAAUCUAUCUCGCAUGGCAUAGGCUAUUAUCAUGAGGCUCUUAGCACAAGCGAUAAACGUAUUGUGAAACAUCUUUAUGAUAAUGGGGCAAUACAAGUAAUGGUAGCAUCUCGUGACGUUUGCUGGGAACUUGACUGCAAAGCACAUCUAGUCAUUGUGAUGGGUACGCAGUUCUAUGAAGGCAGGGAGCACCGCUACGUCGACUAUCCUCUUAGCGAGAUCCUACAAAUGUUCGGCAAAGCAACACGACCUUUGGAAGACAAAAUUAGUAGGGGUGUUUUAAUGGUACCAGCUGUUAAGAGAGAGUACUACAAGAAGUUUUUGAAUGAAGCUCUUCCAAUCGAGAGUCAUCUUCAGGUUUAUUUGCAUGAUGCUUUCGUGUCCGAGAUCAGUACCAAAAUGAUCGAGUCAGCUAGCGAUGCCAUUAACUGGACUACUUUUACGUAUUUCUAUCGAAGAUUGCUUGCAAACCCCAGCUACUAUAGUCUCAAAGAUACAUCACAUGAAGGCCUUAGUGCCCACCUCUCGGAGCUUGUAGAAACCACUCUGAAAGAUCUGGCCGAGUUCAAGAUCAUUGAUUUGGAUGAAGAGGACGACUCCGUCACUCCAUUAAACGCAGCAAUGAUUGCUGCCUAUUACAACAUCUCAUACGUCACCAUGCAGACCUUUUUGCUUUCACUGACUGGCCGUACCAAGCUCAAGGGUAUUUUGGAAAUCGUCACUUCAGCAACUGAGUUCGAAACCAUACAGAUCAGAAGACACGAAGACAAUCUGCUUCGUAGAGUAUAUGAUCGACUUCCGGUCAAGAUGGCUCAGCCAAGCUUUGAUUCACCGCACUUCAUGGCAUUUGUCCUACUUCAAGCUCAUUUCUCCAGAAUGCAGCUACCGAUUGAUCUUGCUAAGGAUCAAGAGAUCAUUUUAACCAAAGUUCUUGGUCUCUUAAGUGCUACUGUAGAUGUUUUAUCCUCAGACGGUCACAUUAACGCCAUGAACGCCAUGGAAAUGUCACAAAUGGUUGUGCAAGGGAUGUGGGAUCGCGAUAGUCCUUUGAAACAGAUUCCUCACUUUACGCCCGAGGUCAUCAAGGCUGCAAAUGAAUCUGGUAUCAAGGACAUCUUCGAGUUUAUGGACGCAAUGGACCCUUCCGAGAAUCCAGACUAUGAAGCUCUCAUCAAGAGACUUGGUCUCUCGCAAACACAAUUGGCACAGGCAGCCAAUUUCACGAAUUCUAAAUAUCCUAACAUUGAGCUUGACUUUGAAGUGGAGGAUCCGGAGGAGAUUGUGGCUGGAUCACCAGCUUACCUUAAAAUCAAGAUUGUGCGAGAUGUUGAUGAAGAUGAUGAUGCGGCAGAGGUGGACAUGUCCGUACAUGCUCCCUUCUACCCCGCAAAGAAAAUGGAGAAUUGGUGGUUGGUCGUGGGCGAUGAAGGUACAAAAACUUUACUUGCGAUCAAACGGGUUACAAUCGGGAAAGCGUUGAACCUUCGGCUGGAAUACACGGUACCAACACCUGGAGAACAUGAUCUAAAGUUGUUCCUCAUGAGCGACAGUUAUGUGGGUGUCGAUCAAGAUCCCAGUUUCCAUGUCUCGGUAGCAGAAGGAAUGGAUGAAGAUGAAGACGAAGAAGACGAAGAUGAAGAAUGA